AUGGAGAAUCUUGGGGAGAGCGAGAUGCUCUUUGACGGAUAUGACCAAUAUAACAACAAUGACCGCACCGAUGUGAUCGUCGUGUCCCGCUCAGGUUCUGAGGACGAGCCUGAGUCCGAACCAGCUGCAAAUGAUUAUCCCGCCAUGAUGGCCCGGAUCCUUCCUCAGGAUGCUGAACUCGAAACCGAAGCUGAAGCUUAUAAUACGUGGCAUAUAAAAGAUUGGCGCAGGCUGAAGAAGAAGGAACAUGGGCCUGUUUUUGAAUGUGGAGGAGCCCCAUGGCGGAUUCUUUUCUUUCCCUACGGCAAUCAAGUCGACCAUGCCUCGUUUUAUCUCGAACAAGCAUGGGAAAAAGAACCACCUGAGAAUUGGUACGCCUGUGUCCAAUUCGCCUUGGUUCUGUGGAACGUAAAUGAUCCGUCUUUAUAUGUUUCCCACGGGAGUCAAGUUGCCACACAUCGAUUUAAUGCGGAAGAAGCCGAUUGGGGCUUCACUCGCUUUUGCGAAUUGAGAAAGCUCUUCAAUAUGCAGUGGGAGGGCCGAGGGACGCCGUUAGUGCAAAAUGACGAGGCCAUGGUAACUGCCUAUGUGCGAAUUGUGAAAGAUCCCACUGGAGUUUUAUGGCAUAGCUUCCAGAACUAUGAUUCAAAGAAAGAAACUGGCAUGGUAGGUUUGCGCAACCAAGGUGCGACGUGCUAUCUCAAUUCUCUCCUCCAAUCAUUGUACUUUACAAACGCAUUUAGAAAGGCUGUAUAUCAAAUCCCGACCGACGAGGAAGCCACGAGGGAGAAUAGUACGUGGACUCUACAACGGUUAUUUUACAACCUUCAAGCAAAUGAGAGCGCCGUAUCAACCACGGAACUUACCGCAUCCUUUGGUUGGGAAUCUCGACAAAUAUUCGAACAACAAGAUGUCCAAGAACUCUGCCGAAAACUGAUGGAGAGACUGGAAGAAAAGAUGAAAGGGACACCGGCCGAAAAGGCUCUCCCAGAUCUCUUUGUUGGAAAGACAAAAACAUAUCUUUCAUGCAUCAAUGUGAACUACGAGUCCUCGCGUGUGGAGGAGUUUUGGGACAUUCAACUGAACGUCCGAGGCAACAAGACGUUGGAUGAUAGCUUUAAAGACUAUAUUCAGGUUGAAACUCUUGAAGGCGAGAACAAGUAUGACGCGGGUCCGCCAUAUGGACUUCAGGAUGCCAAGAAAGGAGUGAUAUUCGAAAGUUUUCCGCCUGUUCUACAUCUUCACCUGAAGCGUUUUGAAUACGAUAUCAACCGCGACGCCAUGAUGAAAAUCAAUGAUCGCCACACUUUUCCUAUGGACAUCGACCUCAGCCCGUAUCUUUCAGACGAAGCAGAUAAGUCAGAGUCCUGGGAAUAUCAGCUGCACGGAGUUUUAGUACAUAGUGGAGAUUUCAAUGCCGGCCACUAUUAUGCUUUUUUGAAGCCUACCAAAGACGGCCAUUUCUACCGCUUUGACGAUGAUAAAGUCAUUCGUGCGACAGAGAAGGAAGUUCUAGAAGAGAAUUUUGGCGGAGAAUAUGAUCUAUCAAAUGGUACAGCUGCUAUGAGGCAACAAUAUGCCAGAGGACUAUCCACAAAGCGCUCAAUGAAUGCGUAUAUGUUGGUAUACAUUCGCAAAUCACGAUUGGAUGACGUCCUACUCCCUUUAACCACGGAGGAUGUCCCAUCGCAUAUAGAAAAACGUCUCGUUGAGGAACGCGCAGAAAUGGUCCGAAGGAGAAAGGAAAGAGAAGAGGCCCACUUAUACAUGAAUGUCGGGGUCCUUGACGAGACAACUUUCCGAUCUCAUCACGGUUUUGACCUGACUAGUUCCGACUUGCCCAGUGGCGACCCAGCCUUGCCAAAGACACAUCGUAUUCUUCGGUCCAAGAAGGUUGGUGAAUUUGCACGCGAACUGGCCGAAGAGAAAAGUCUGGAUGCGAAACAGGUCCGUCUGUGGGUCAUGGUGAACCGACAGAACAAAACUACUCGCCCUGAUCAAGUGAUUACAAACCCAGACAUGACAUUGGAAGAUGUCUGGACCCGGCUUGCUACAAAAGGAAACCCUCUCAAAGUAUGGAUGGAAGUUGGCAAGGUUGAUUCUGAUGGCACCGUGUCAUGGCCGGAGGCGGGCUCCUCUGUCCUUAUCUUUUUGAAACAUUUCGACGUACCUAGCCAGACAUUGACAGGUGUCAGCCCUGUGCAUGUUCGUAAGAACCAAAAAGUGGCAGAUCUUGCGCCUAUCAUUCUCGAAAAGAUGGGCUGGGCUGCGGGAACAGAGUUCCAUCUCUUUGAGGAGAUCAAACACACCAUGGUAGAUCCGAUGAAACCAAAGCAAACAUUUCAGCAGUCUGAAAUACAGGACGGAGAUAUCAUUACUUUCCAGAAGUCCUGGAAAGAAACUGAUCUCCCUUCCAAUGCAUUGUACACGGAAACGCGACAAUAUUACGACUAUCUUUUGAACCGAAUGAAAGUGAGAUUUGCGCAUCUGAAGCAACAAGGAGACGAUUUUACCUUAACUUUAAGUCGCAAAAUGACUUACGAUCAAUUUUCUAAGAAAGUCGGCGAGCACCUGAACGUCGAUCCUAGUCACUUGCGGUUUUCUCCCGUGCUUGCAACCAACGGCAAACCCAAACAGCCCAUCAAGCGGAAUAUCAAUCAAACAUUGUUUCAAAUCUUGAAUGGACAGUACGGAAGCUAUGGAUAUAGCAUGCACAUGCCUGAUGCACUUUACUAUGAAAUCCUUGACACCAGCCUCAGUGAAUAUGAAACGAAAAAGACUCUCAAAGUCACUUGGCUUGCCGAAGGUAUCAACAAAGAGGUCAACUAUGAAGUUCUUGUUCCUAGAACUGGUACCGUUAGCGACCUGCUGGCUGCCCUUCAGAAAAAGGCCGAAAUCGAUGACGAGUCAAUGCAAGCCGUGAGGGUCUAUGAGGCCCAAAGUGGCAAGAUUCACAAGGAGCUUCGGGUAGACUUCAGUAUAACUGGAUUGAAUGAAUAUGUGUCACUUUAUGCGGAGAGAAUACCGGAAGAAGAGCUCAAUAUGCAAGGUGACGAGCACCUGAUUACGGCAUUCAAUUUCGAUCGGGAGCCUAGCAAGUCACAUGGCAUUCCCUUCAAAUUCGUUGUUAAGCCUGGUGAGGUUUUCAAAGAAACAAAAGAACGACUAACAAAACGGACUGGCAUCAAGGGCAAACAAUUUGAAAAAAUCAAGUUCGCCGUUGUUCCUCAAGGGAUAUACCCAAGCCCGAAAUAUCUCGAAGAUGAUGAUAUUCUCUCAGAUGUGGCCACAGAGCCUGGCGACGCCUUGGGACUUGACCAUGUAAAUAAGAAUAGAAGCUUCUGGAGCAGAGGGGAAACAUUUUUUAUCAAAUAA
Molecule: messenger RNA, 3375 nt
Organism: Talaromyces atroroseus
Lineage: Eukaryota; Fungi; Ascomycota; Eurotiomycetes; Eurotiales; Trichocomaceae
Exons: 13
Coding region: 1-3375 (1124 amino acids)
Biological process (GO): protein deubiquitination; regulation of protein stability
Cellular component (GO): nucleus; cytosol
Molecular function (GO): cysteine-type endopeptidase activity; protein binding; cysteine-type deubiquitinase activity
Source: RefSeq, a predicted model, not a curated record